This is a messenger RNA of Cajanus cajan (pigeon pea), 1327 nucleotides long. RefSeq names its product GDSL esterase/lipase At1g29670. The record is from RefSeq and is a predicted model, not a curated record. Gene Ontology annotation, molecular function: hydrolase activity, acting on ester bonds. NCBI's taxonomy places the organism in Eukaryota, Viridiplantae, Streptophyta, Magnoliopsida, Fabales, Fabaceae.
UCUUACAGAAGAUAUAUAUAGUUUGUUGUUGAUUGAAUUAAUUAGAGCAUCUUGGAAUAUGAAUAUUAUAGGGGUAGUGGUAAUGGUUUUGGGUUUGUGGAGUGGGGUUGGAGGUGCACAACAAGCACCUUGCUACUUUAUUUUUGGAGACUCUUUGGCUGAUAGUGGGAACAGCAACCAGCUUUGGUCAUUGGUAAAAGCCAAUUACCUCCCUUAUGGGAUUGACUUCCCCUUUGGCCCAACUGGAAGGUUUUCCAAUGGCAAAACCAUCAGUGAUGUACUCGCUGAGCUUUUGAGGGUGAACGGUUACGUACGUCCCUAUGCAAGAGCUACAUUCCGAGACUUAUUUAACGGACUCAAUUACGCUUCUGCAGCUGCCGGAAUUAGACAGGAAACAGGACAACACCUGGGAGGGCGAAUGAGUUUUAGAGAGCAAGUGCAAAAUUACCUAAGGACGGUGUCCCUAAUGCUAAAUUUCCUGGGGGAUGAGAGAAGAACAUUAGAUUACCUAAGCAAGUGCAUUUAUUCAAUUGAUUUGGGUAGCAAUGAUUACCUUAACAACUAUUUCAUGUCUCAACUCUAUUCCAGUAGCAGGCAAUUCACACCAGAACAGUACGCUAAUGUUCUCACCCAAGAAUAUGCUCAACAACUCAGGAUAAUGUACAACUACGGGGCAAGGAAAAUUGCGUUAUUUGGGCUUGGUCCAAUAGGAUGCAGCCCAAUUGCAUUGGCCCAAAACAGCCCAGAUGGUAGAACGUGCGUGGCGAGAAUCAAUUCCGCAACCCAAUUAUUCAACAAUGGAUUGAGAUCUCUUGUUGAUCAACUCAACAACCAGCUAUCGGGUGCAAGAUUCAUCUACAUAAACGUUAGUGGCAUCGUUCAAGACAUCAUAAGAAACCCAUCAUCCUUUGGUAUUAGAGUGACAAAUGAAGGGUGUUGUAGCGUAGGAAGGAACAAUGGUGAAGUAACGUGUUUACCUCUGCAACCCCCAUGUUGGAACAGGAAUGAGUUUCUGUUUUGGGAUGCAUUUCAUCUAACUGAGGCUGCCAAUAGUGUUAUUGGUAGGAGAGCUUACAAUGCUCAAUCUGAAUCGGAUGCUUACCCCAUUGAUAUCAAUCGCUUAGCUCAAAUUUAACAUAGCCAUAGGGUUGCUCUAUCAAUGCCAAUAAGCUUUAGUAGCUAGUGGUAAUAAGUUGUGCAACAGUAACUCAUUGUAAUGUCAAUUUUAGGACCAGAAAAUUAUACAUAUAUUUUUUGGAAGUCAUUUUGAAAAAUUACAUGAAAAAUUAUACAUUCGACAGAUGUUUGGGAACUUAAGAGAGAUAAU